AUGGAGAGUGGAAAUUCUUUUGAGCAAGUUGCACCAAGCUUUGCAUCUACAUCUUCAUCUUCAUCUUAUCCAUCGCUUCAAUGUGACAUUUUUAUUAACCAUCAUGGAGUCGAUGUGAAACACAACCUUGCCAGGACAAUUUAUCAUACUCUUGGCCUCCUGGGAUUACUCGCAUUUCUCGAUGUAGAAGUGCUUGAGGCUGGCGAUCUCAUACCAGUGGAGAUACAAGCAGCAAUAGCUCAUGCAUCUCUUCAUAUCGUCAUUUUUUGUCCUAACUAUACCCAAUCCCCCUGGUGUUUGGCUGAGCUUUCCUUCAUGCUCAAAACUGGCACCAAAAUCAUUCCCAUCUUUUAUUAUGUUGAUCCCUCUGACCUCAGAUGGGUUGCUCAAGGGAAAGGAAUCUACACAGAUGCAUUCUCACAGCAUGAAAAGAAGGGUAGAUAG
Molecule: messenger RNA, 444 nt
Organism: Cryptomeria japonica (Japanese cedar)
Lineage: Eukaryota; Viridiplantae; Streptophyta; Pinopsida; Cupressales; Cupressaceae
Product: probable 2' cyclic ADP-D-ribose synthase BdTIR
Exons: 1
Coding region: 1-444 (147 amino acids)
Biological process (GO): signal transduction
Source: RefSeq, a predicted model, not a curated record